AAUCUAUGGAAAUUUGACAACUAACUUAACCUCAAAACUAUUUCAAAAUACCGAUUUGUUUUCUUUGCUUAACAAAUAAGCUUUUGUGCUUAUUUCGAUUUAUUUACUACAUUUACAAACUCGAGUUCAUACAAAAACCAUUAUUAUGGCAGAUGACGGUGAAAAUGUGGCAGUAAUGACGGUGAAAGAACCUCUGGAUUUGAUAAGGCUUAGUUUAGAUGAAAGAAUAUACGUAAAAAUGCGUAAUGAACGUGAGCUCCGGGGGAAAUUACAUGCUUAUGAUCAGCAUUUAAACAUGGUACUCGGUGAUGCAGAAGAGACAAUAACAACAGUUGAAAUUGACGAAGAGACGUAUGAGGAAGUAUACAGAACAACAAAAAGAAACAUCCCCAUGUUAUUUGUUCGAGGUGAUGGUGUAAUUCUUGUAUCUCCCCCUGUGCGUGUUGGCAUGUAGUAUAAAUGAAUUAGUUCAUAAGUUUCUAUAAUAAAACUACUAAGUAAACAUUA
Messenger RNA from Pectinophora gossypiella (pink bollworm), 507 nucleotides. It is a transcript of the gene LSm3, whose product is annotated as U6 snRNA-associated Sm-like protein LSm3. NCBI's taxonomy places the organism in Eukaryota, Metazoa, Arthropoda, Insecta, Lepidoptera, Gelechiidae. Gene Ontology annotation, biological process: P-body assembly; mRNA splicing, via spliceosome. The coding region runs from base 146 to 454 and encodes 102 amino acids. Gene Ontology annotation, cellular component: catalytic step 2 spliceosome; Lsm1-7-Pat1 complex; precatalytic spliceosome. The transcript has 3 exons. Gene Ontology annotation, molecular function: RNA binding. The record is from RefSeq and is a predicted model, not a curated record.